AUGGUGAUUCUUACCUUUCUUGUAUGCACUAUAAAUGCAAGCGUGAAGGAAGAGCAUCAAGUGAGGUACUUGAACUCCAAUGACAAGUUUAACCACUAUGCUGGCUACUUAAACGUGUCAGAGACUCGAAAACUGUCGUAUUGGUAAGGUUGCAGCCUUAUUUCAACGAUCUACUGCGCUUGCAGGUUGUUCGAGUCACAGAAUGCUCCGAAAACUGAUCCGUUAAUUCUGUGGUAGGUUAUUGUAAAGCAGCAAUAAAAUUUUGACCACGUUUCCAUGAAAUAUCAGUGGAAUCUCUGAUUAAAUUUUUAGGCUGCACGGAGGCCCUGGAUGCUCUUCAUUUUACGGCGCCGUAAUCGAAAAUGGCCCAUUGUUGCUUCCGCAGGGAGACGGAAAAGAUCUUGUGUUCAAAGAGAACCCCCAUGCCUAUAAUACGGUAAGAGAUAAAGAUGAUCUUCUUACUUUGUUACAGUCGAAUGGGGCUUUCCCAUUUUGGCGCUUUGGAGGUUUUCUUGAAGCCAUUCUCAUUUUAGUUUGCAAAUGUUUUGUACCUCGAAGGCCCGGCGUAUACCGGAUUCUCUAUCAACAAAGAAGACAAUUACACUCAUAGUGACGACAAAGUGGGUUAAUAUAGAAUGGAAAAUGUACACGUAGUAACCUCUAUUUUCAGACAGCUGACGACAAUUUUGAGUUUCUGAAGCGAUUCCUUGUUGAAUAUCCGGAAUACAAGUCUCGCGACUUUUACGUCGCCGGCAUCAGCUAUGCUGGUUGUUACGUCCCAUAUUUAGCAAACAAAAUUCUCGACGAGGAAGGUGCUUUGGAUCUAAGCUUAAAAGUAGGCCAAUAUUACUCCUUUUCCAUGCUUUUCCCAGGGAGUAAUUCUUGGCAAUGCGGUGACGAAGCGUGAAUGGUGGGACAAAUUUCAACUUCCAUCCUUGGUCUUUAACGGAAUUGAAAAUCCAACCAGUUUAGCCAAAUGGGAGAAAAAAUACUGCCCUAAGGGUUUUGACUAUUUCUGCGGGAAGGAAUUGAUGGGCAGCCCGAACACGUUUCUCGUCCGACCUCUGAAUGCGUACGAUUUAACGCAACCCUGCUAUAGUGGAGGUGCUUGUGAGGGCGAUUCAAUGGAUAGGUUUUUCAAUCAGCCAAAAGUCAAGGAGGCUCUGCACAUGGACGAUGUUGACUGGGUUUAUUGCGAUCGGACAUUGUAAGGUUUAAUGAGAGAACUUGCAAUUUUGAAAGGUUGGGAUGCAACAGAUGCAAUACGAAAUUAAUCAUAUCAUUUUUGUUUGCAGACAAAUGGAGUUCAACCAAAACUGUGAUGAUCCAGAGCCUUAUGUCCGCAGGAUUUUGGAUGACGGCAUAAAAGUGCUAUACUUCUAUGGAAGCACAGGUAAAUACUAUUCCCACUGCAUUUAGACCUUCAACUUCAAAAAAGUUGAUUCAGCCCAAAACGGAAUCGAACCCGCACGGCAUCGCCGCUCUUGAUUUCCAGACUGUUGCACUAGCCACUCAGCCACGCUGCUCUCUUCCGGUGGAAGAGACCGACCGCACAUAUAAAGCGCGGCCGCGCUUUAUAUUUUUUUGCUUUUUUGCAACGCCUGCGCCUUUUGCUGACAAAUUUAGGCAGUUUUUGAGCAUUUUCAACCCUUAAACCCAAAAAUGGGCAGCUCUUUUCUAUACAUAUAUUCUUGAUCAGCACAAUUUUUCGGAUUUUAUGAGAUGUGUCCCGUCGAAAAGUAAUAGCCCCCAUAAAAGUACUUUCCUUGUAAAACCAACUUCCAGAUGCGAUUUGCCCAACUUUCGAAGGAGAGUUCUUUACAAGGAAAAUUGGGGGAAUCAGAAGUAAAAUUAGAAUGAACGUGUGGUACGUGGAUGAGCAAGUUGCGGGGAUCAAAACUACCUACCCCAAUGGCCUGACCUAUACAACGAUUAUCGGAGCUGGUCAUGCGGCCGCGUUGGCCAAACCGAAGCAAGUGAAACGUGCCAUUACCAAGUUUAUCACAUGCAACGAUGAUUGCGAUUGGAGUAAUGAGUAAAACAACCAUUUUUAAUAAAAAACUAUUGGAUUAAAAGCUCGUAAGACUACAAAAUAAAGAACUAAUUUUACCUGAAGGCAAAUAAAAUAUGAAUCAUACACAAACAAAUGGUGGGACAAACUUGGCCAACCUUUGAAAUAUUAUAGUUGGGUUUUUCGAAAGCUACUAGAGUUCAAGGCGAUGAUUAUUUGCAUUUUUCUAAUAACUUUAGCUUGGGUUGCCAACGCUGAAAUUAAAGAUGCCCAUAGGGUCACCUGUUUGCCGGGUUGGAAUUUUAGGAUCAACUUUGAGCAUUACGCAGGCUACUUGAAUGUCUCCAAGACUAGGAAAUUGUCUUAUUGGUAAGAAAUUGAUAUGCAUGCUUCCAAAUAUAUUCCUUUUUUAUCUUUAAAUAUGAUCUACAGGCUCUUCGAAUCUCAAAACAAUCCAGCAAGAGAUCCGUUAAUUUUAUGGUAAGACCUAAAUUAAAAAAAAAUGAUUUUUUCGGAGCAGUUGUGCUUCAUUGAAGUUUUAACUUAUAUAUUUAAAAGUACCAAACUAGCUGAUUUUUAUUCUCCUAGGCUUCACGGCGGUCCAGGAUGCUCUUCCUUUUAUGGAGCUGUAAUGGAAAAUGGACCGUUUCUUCUUCCUGUUGGAGAUGGAGAGCGCCUUGAGUUUAGGAGAAAUGAUUACGCUUUUAAUAAGGUAUAUCCUCCUCAAUACAUGUGUAAAUAAUUAUGUAUUCUUCAGUUUGCCAAUGUUCUUUAUCUCGAAAGCCCGGCGGGCACUGGCUUUUCAAUCAACAAAGACUCAAGCUACAUUCAUGAUGAUGACAAGGUAAGCAGCCAGUAAAGAGCUCUUCAAAAAAGAAUCAAUUAUCUUUCAGACAGCCACUGACAAUCUUCAAUUCCUACAGCAAUUUCUGAUGGCUUACCCUGAAUACAACGGCCGAGAUUUUUACAUUGCUGGAAUCAGCUAUGCUGGAUGUUAUGUGCCGUAUCUCGCCAACAAAAUAGCAGAACCAUUUGGCCAAUUCAGCCUCAAGUUAAAGGCAGGUUACUGCCUCUAAUCUGACUCAUUUUUUCAGGGAAUUAUCCUCGGAAAUCCAGUGACAUCUCUCUCUUUAUGGGGUAAAUUUCAACUUCCAACGCUGGUCUUCAACGGUCUGCAAAGCCGCGAAGUCUUGACAGACUGGGAGAAGAAAUAUUGCUCUAAAGGGUUUGCCGAUUUUUGUGGAGAAGAGCUCGUCAACAGCCCUCAAAUUGCCAACAAAACGGGGUUGAAUUCAUAUGAUGUGAGCCGGAAAUGCUACAGUGGAAAGAUUUGCGAGGGCGACUCAAUGGUCAGAUAUUUUAAUCAAAAAGGUGUAAAGAAGGCAUUGCAUGUCGAGAACAAGGAAUGGAUUCAUUGUAAUCAGUAAGAAAUGAGGGUUAUAAAACAAAAAUUUCAUCAAAUUUUACAGAAAUCUGAACUACCAAUACUGUACUGAUACGGAGCAGCUUGUCCGACGGAUUUUACAAAGAAAUGUGAAAGCCUUGUACUACUACGGAACAACUGGUAAGUCUCAACGACUUUUCACUGACACAUAACUGAUGGUUUGACUGCCUCAAACAUGGCGUUAUAAUAAUUUCUUUGCAGAUCUCAUUUGCUCCUUCUUCGAAGGUGACUUCUUUACAAGGAAAAUCGGCAGAGUCGGCAGAACAAUGGACUGGAACGUUGAUGGAAACUACGCUGGGACAAAAACUUCUUAUAACAAUAAACUGACGUAUACAACGAUUUAUGGCGCUGGGCAUUCCGCUGCAUUGACCAGACCAAAACAAGUGAUGAAUGCGGUUUGGAAAUUUGUGAAUGAUGUUGAAGAUUGGAGUAGAUAA
Messenger RNA from Bursaphelenchus xylophilus (pine wood nematode), 3892 nucleotides. The record is from the annotation of a GenBank genome assembly. Lineage: Eukaryota; Metazoa; Nematoda; Chromadorea; Rhabditida; Aphelenchoididae.